AUGAAGCACGCUAUCUUCUGCUCUUCUCGUCUCUGGGGAUCAAUCGCUCGGGACAUUCGAGGCUUGUCUCUGCUGGAGGUGCAGUGUUCUCAUAGAAGACCGGCAACCCUCGCUCAAUCGUUCAGCACAAGCGCACCUCUCUCACAUAAGAACCGUGUUUUUACGCCUUUCCGGACGCCGCCGCAGUUCCACGAUGCCCUUCGCCUCAUUUCCGCCAACAACACCCUGAUGCUGGCCCUCUUUACCACUUCCACAUGCACACCCUGCAGGACGAUAACACCCCUGCUGAGGUCACUCGUCGAAACUCGAUCACCGUCGCCAGAAGAUAAAUACUCGUCUCUCGCCUUUGCAGAGGUUGAGCUGGACUCUCCAGACAUGAGCAACGGCAAUAUGAUGGAUCUGGGGGUAGAAUAUGGAGUCAGGAGCAUGCCUACCUUGAUGGGCUUCGGAGGGCGCAGAGCUGAAAGAGUUACCGACCGACUCGUCGAUACGAGAAUGAUGGGCGACGAGAAAGCAAUGGCGAAGUGGAUCGACGAUGAGAUGAAAAAGGGAGAUUCAUUUCCAAGCUCGAAUCAAAGUGGGGGCGGAGGAUUCCUGAGCAAGAUUUUCGGAUCUUGA
Molecule: messenger RNA, 618 nt
Organism: Fonsecaea pedrosoi CBS 271.37
Lineage: Eukaryota; Fungi; Ascomycota; Eurotiomycetes; Chaetothyriales; Herpotrichiellaceae
Exons: 1
Coding region: 1-618 (205 amino acids)
Source: RefSeq, a predicted model, not a curated record